This is a messenger RNA of Gambusia affinis (western mosquitofish), 4438 nucleotides long. RefSeq names its product glutathione hydrolase 7. NCBI's taxonomy places the organism in Eukaryota, Metazoa, Chordata, Actinopteri, Cyprinodontiformes, Poeciliidae. The coding region runs from base 892 to 2928 and encodes 678 amino acids. The record is from RefSeq and is a predicted model, not a curated record. Gene Ontology annotation, biological process: glutathione catabolic process. Gene Ontology annotation, molecular function: glutathione gamma-glutamate hydrolase. Gene Ontology annotation, cellular component: plasma membrane. The transcript is spliced from 16 exons.
UCUCGGGUGAGGGAGAAGAAGACAAUGAAUAAAGGGAGGGUUUAAGGCUGAGCAGGUUUAUGCACCUGCUAUGACGUGCUUUUCCACUCCAGCCAGUUAACCAAUACUCCGAGGCAGCAAGUCCAGGAAUCGCGCAAAGAGAGUUUCCCCUUUUGUUAUGAUGCAGAUAGGCGAAGAGGCGGGGGAUUUAUGUUUUUCAGAAAGAGAUUUCAGUGAACCUUCAAGGCCUCAAGCUCUUUUCCACUGAAGUAAGUCUGACGUUGGUACAAAGAAGACGACCAGAACCCUCUGGCGAUUUUUUCGCCUGACAUAUAUUAAAGGCAUCCAAUUUUACCUUUUAGUUACACUCAAAUGUAUUUUUAAAACAGAGUGUUCAAAUUCCGAUAAUUAUCCCCUAACAAGUCCUACCGGUUGUCCGACACUCAAUAGGAAGUGAACUUCAGCGUCGAGCUGCGGCUGCUGUCUGUGCAGGGAGGGAUACGGUCGCUGGGAUGAGUCCGUCCUUCCUCCGCACCGGCUCCGCAUAAAAACCUAAAAAAAAAACACCUCCAAGGAAUGCUUAUAUUGAACAACAUGUAUUUCACGACAAGGGUGGAAAGAAAAGCACCAUCAUUGGAGCUACACACGUCUGCUUUGGCCUAAUGAAACGUUUCCCAAUUAGACCCGGCUGCAGUGAUCUAGAUGUGCCACAAUCACACUUAAAACUACAAAUCCCUGCACGAUUGGGAUAUCAUGAGAAUUUAAAGAAGCUGCAGGUUCCGGAUUUGCAGUCCCUAAAAAGAGGAAAUCCAUACAUUUCUCAUAUUACCUUCUUUUUUUUCACAAACAUGUAUUUCUUGGCCUAAUUCAAGAAUUUAGAAAACAGAGUCAGCACAAGAUUCAUUGCAAGUCAUGCACAACCCUGCUCCAGAAGCUGUGACAGCCUAUCCGGGUGGAAGUGGGGUGGACAAGGAUGCCAACCCGGAGACAACCUUGGGGAGCGCCUACUCUCCAGUGGAUUACAUGAGCAUCACCAGCUUCCCCCGGCUGCCGGAGGAUGAUGUGAUGUCUGGAGAAAACACCUUAAAGUCCCGCAAAGAAGAUGACAACGUCCUGAGUGAGCAAGACACAGACCCAGAUCUGUUUCUGAAGUCGGCUCGCCUGCAGCGUCUCCCGUCCUCUGCCUCAGACUUGGCCAGCCACGAUGUCGCCUCGUUGAGGGAGACCACUGUCGACCCUUUCAAAGAGGACUGCGCCUGUCAGCGGGACGGGCUGACGGUCAUAAUCACAGCCUGUCUCACCUUCGCUACCGGGGUCACUGUUGCCCUCAUCAUGCAGAUCUACUUCGGCGAUCCACAGGUCUUUAACCAGGGAGCGGUGGUGACAGAUGUAGCUCAGUGUACAUCUCUGGGGUUUGAGGUUUUGGGGAAGGAGGGGUCCAGUGUGGAUGCUGCCAUCGCUGCUGCUCUCUGUUUGGGAAUUGUACACCCUCACACAUCUGGCAUUGGGGGUGGUGGCGUUAUGUUGGUGCACAACAUUCGUAAGAACGAGACAAGAGUGAUUGACUUCAGAGAGACAGCGCCAUCUGCCAUUCAGGAGGACAUGCUGCUCGCAAACCUCGACCUUAAAUCAGGGUUGCUAGUGGGAGUUCCAGGGAUGCUCAGUGGGAUGCAUCAGGCUCACCAGCUCUAUGGCAGGAUACCAUGGAAGGAUGUUGUUUCCAUGGCAGCAGAUGUAGCCAGAAAUGGAUUCAACGUUACUCACGAUCUGGCGGAAGCUGUGGAUGAAGUGAAGAAUAAGAGUGUGUCGGAUGCAUUUCGGGAUUUGUUCCUCCCCAACGGUCAGGCUCCAGUUUCCGGACAGUUCACCCGACGCAUUGAUUUAGCAGAUAUUUUGGACGCGGUCGCAGACAAAGGAAUAUCAGAGUUCUACACUGGGAAGCUGGCGCAGGAAAUGGUGGCUGAAGUGAAAGCAAAAGAUGGCGUGCUGACGGAGGAAGACUUUGGAGACUACAGCACUGUCAUACAACAGCCAGUGGAAAUCACCUAUCAGGGACAUCAUAUCAUGGCCGCCCCAGCCCCACAUGCAGGUGUUGGUUUGAUCACUGCACUCAAUAUUCUUGAAGGCUACAAUAUUACGAGCCAAGUGCCCAGAAGUAGCACCUACCACUGGAUUGCAGAGGCUGUGAAGAUAGCAUUGGCCCUUUCUAGUGGACUGGGAGACCCUAUGUUUAACAAUUCUGUCUCAGAGGUUGUUGAUAAGAUGCUGAGUAAACCAGAGGCUUCCCAGCUCCGACAGAUGAUCAAUGACUCCCAAGCUUUCUCUGUCAACCAUUACACUUCAUCAUUUCCAAUGAAGGACGGUGCAGCAGCUGCACAGGUCAUUGUCAUGGGCCCAGAUGACCACAUUGUUUCAGUUGUCAGCUCACUAAAUAAACCAUUCGGCAGCAGGAUAGUGACUUCGUCAGGUAUUCUUCUUAAUAGCCAGAUCCUGGACUUUUCGUGGCCUAAUGAAACAGUGAGCUCAUCACCUAACCCUCAUAACCUCAUUGAGGCUAGAAAAAGACCCAUGUCCUUCCUGAUGCCCACAGUGGUGAGGCCAGCCGUGGGAUUAUGCGGCACAUAUGUGGCCGUUGGAUCUUCCAACGGAGAGAAGGCCCUCAGCGGCAUUACACAGGUACUUAUGAAUGUUCUCUCUCUGCGCAAAAACAUGAGUGACAGUUUAGCGUAUGGCAGACUCCACCCACAGCUGGAGGACAACCUACUCCUGGUGGAUGCUGAGUUUUUAAAGGACGAUGUGGUGCUGCUGGAGGCAAAAGGGCACAAUGUCGAAUGGAGGGAAGUUCUUUCAUUGGUGGAGGGAACACGGAGAACCAAUGAUCUCAUCAUCGGGGUGAAAGAUCCCCGCAGUGCUGAUGCCUCUGCCCUCACUAUGUCCAACAAGCCUUAGUGCAUUACUUCUUCCUUACUGCAACAGUAAGAGCAAGUGGUUUUUAAUGACGAAGAAAGGAGGCUGCUUAAUAAAUAAAACAACAAGCUAACCCGCCCUGCAAUCAUCUAACAGCAGAAACACAUGCAGGUUUCCCUGAACUAACAUGGUACAAAUCUGACCCUCUCUCAGAAUAUUAAAUUGAAAAGUAGAUCCACUUUAAUGUUGAUAAUAGUGCACCUACUCUCAAAACCUCGAGGACCGUCCUAGCACAGUGCACCUUCUUGUAAAAGUACACACCCAUCCCAGAAAUGGCUUAGAAGUCAGCUGCUUGUAUUAUACACAGUAACGUAAAGUUUAUUAUUGAAUCACAGUGAAACAGAAGCAUGAGCGGUUGGUGAAAUUAUUUGUCCGAAGGUGGCGGAAUGGGAACUUUUUUUUUUACUACUUAAGUUCCCGAGUUUUGCACUAGAAAUGGCUUUCAGGAAUUAUGAGUGGAAUUCCUUUGGAAAAUAAUCAGUCUUUUGCAAGGAUUCGUUGGAAAAAGGAAGGGGUAUGGCAGACCAAAAAUGUCAUCAUUUAUAACAUAUUUGAAUCACCUUUGCUUACUUUGUGAUUGCAUUUCACAUAACCACCUAGAGCUUAGUGGAAAUGUUUACACCUGUUACAAAUCCUUGCUGCAUCUCACCUGAGAAGGAGCGUCUCAGACUAGACUAACAACCUCCCCUCCUCUUUCUGUGGCAUGUAACUGUGUUUCAAUGUUACUUGGUAAAGCUGCUGGAACUGGAACUGUUGCGUUGAUUUUUUUGGGACCAUGCUACAGACUAGAGUGCAUCUGGAAAGUCUUCAGAUAACUUCACUUUCUCUACUUUUUUUUGUGUUACAUCCUUAUUCCAAAAUUAUGUCAAUUUAAUCUCUUUCCUCAAAAACCUACGCAUUAUUAAACCUACCAAUUAUUAUUUUUUAGUUUUCUUUUUUUUUAUGCAAAACUCUCAAAAACGUUUUUCUACAUUGUCAUAAUGGAGUAUUUGUGUGUAGAAUUUUGAAGAAAGAAAUACAUUUAAUACAAUUUGGAAUAAGGUUGUAACAAUAAAAUGUGGGAAAAGUGAAGUGCUGUGAAAACUGUACAGAUGAACUGACACUGAUAAGUUGUUACAUACAAUUUUAGACUAAAUUCUGUUCUUUUCUCUUCUCCUUACCAAGAUAUUUUUAUUAAGCUCCACAGGUCUUAGGUAUCAGUAAGUGUUUGAUGAGUGCAAUUAAACUAAUCCUGUAGAAACUGAAUAUUUGAAUUUUCUUAAUUUGAAGGUUAUGUGGCUGCAUUCUUUCUAAAUAAUUUCAUGUGAUUUCUGUUUUUAAUGUAAUGUUUAUUUGACUGUAUACAUUGUUAUCAUUUAUAUAGUUUUAAUAACAUAUACCAAUCAGUGCAUCUUAUUUGUGUAUCAGUGCAAUUGUAUUAGAUUGUAUUUAAGGUAUGAGCCAAAUGUUUUUGCAUACUUUAUCACUGAAAUAUAAAUGCCAAUCCCAACUA